Messenger RNA from Oncorhynchus nerka (sockeye salmon), 6113 nucleotides. RefSeq names its product ankyrin repeat and SAM domain-containing protein 1A-like. Lineage: Eukaryota; Metazoa; Chordata; Actinopteri; Salmoniformes; Salmonidae. The transcript has 26 exons. Gene Ontology annotation, biological process: ephrin receptor signaling pathway. The record is from RefSeq and is a predicted model, not a curated record. Bases 226 to 3894 code for a protein of 1222 amino acids. Gene Ontology annotation, cellular component: cytosol. Gene Ontology annotation, molecular function: ephrin receptor binding.
GUGACGCGCGCAUGAGACUGGGCGAAGGAAGUUUGCUCCGUGGUACUGAACGAAACUUUUCCCCGGAGCUACAGUGGGAGAUCAGAACAAUCCUGGAGAAUUGUGUUGCUGGGAGAGUGAUCCAGUCGUGCAGGGAACCAUUGUUUUCCUCAGUACGCCUGUGAGAUUGGUAGAGGACCGCAAAGGAUUUUUUCUCCCGUGUUCUAUCCCCCUACUCUAUCCGAGAUGGGGAAGGAGCAGGAACUCCUAGAGGCGGCGCGCACUGGAAAUCUUACCGCUGUGGAAAAGCUUCUUUCUGGGAAACGACAAUCGACUGGAAGUGGCAGUGGAUCAUCGGGGACUGGUGGAAGCAGCAAUAUCAGUGGUCACAAUGCUUCUCACCCGCUGUCCAGCCUUCUCAGUAUCUGGAGGGGUCCUAAUGUAAACUGUGUGGACAGCACUGGAUACACUCCUCUACACCAUGCUGCCCUAAAUGGACACAGUGAGGUAGUGGAGGCGCUGCUACGUAACGAGGCCUUGACCAACAUCGCUGACAAUAAGGGCUGCUACCCCCUGCACCUGGCCGCAUGGAAGGGGGACCAAAGGAUCGUCAGGCUACUCAUUCACCAAGGCCCCUCACACCCCAAACUCAACGAGCAGAGCUCCUCUGUAGAGCACAAAGAGUUGAAACGCUGUGGGCCCUUUGACCUGCAUAUUAAUGCCAAGAACAACGACAACGAGACCCCCCUCCACUGUGCCGCCCAGUACGGCCACACCCAGGUGGUGCGUCUGCUGCUGGAGGAGCUGACCGACCCCACCAUGAGGAACAACAAGUUUGAGACGCCGCUGGACCUGGCGGCGCUCUACGGCCGUCUGGAGGUGGUCAAGCUGCUGCUCACCGCCCACCCCAACCUGCUCUGCUGCAACACCAAGAAACACACGCCGCUGCACCUGGCGUCACGCAACGGACACCUGGCCGUGGUGGAGGUGCUGCUGGCGGCCGGCAUGGACAUCAACUACGAGACGGAGAAGGGCAGCGCCCUCCAUGAAGCAGCUCUCUUCGGGAAGACUGAUGUAGUGCAGAAACUUCUGCGUGCAGGGGUUAAUGUGAACAUGGUGGACAGCAAGGGCCUGACAGCGCUGGACACUGUCAGAGAAAUGCCCUCUCAGAAGAGCCGACAGAUAGCAGCUCUAAUCCUGGGCCAUAUGUCAGGAAAUCCCCCUGUUUUACACUUGCCUCCUCCCCCUGUCCCUCCACCUAAUGAGAGCCCUAGCCUUCGGAAAAAAGGUGAGCUGGGGGUGGUGAGUGAGUUGAUCUCGGGGCUGGCCCCGGGGCCUGAGGAGGAGAGCCCGUAUGAGGCUCUGUUCGAGGCCACUUCCUGUCACUCUCUGGACAGUCUGACCAGUGGCAAGUCCUCCGACAGGGACUCUGGACGACCUGAUAGUGAAGCCGGAAAGAAAGACCGGCUUGCUCACCAAUCCCAGCAUGCCCCUGGCCAGGAAGAGGAGCUUAACUCAGAGGCCCUGUACACUAACAGCAGCAUCGAUGAGAGAGGGGAGGAGGAGGUGGAUCACACGUAUGAUUUGCUGCUCUCCGCCCAGACAGAAGUCCCCCAGUCCGCACAGGACCCCCCAUCACAGAAAUGUACAGAUGAGAACGCUACCUCCCAACAGUCUUCCAACAGUCUUCUACCUCAGCAGCGGAAGCCCACUGCCCCUAGUGACCUCCGACCUUCAGGCCAGACGGGCGACACCCUGAAGCUCCCCGGACCUCCUGUGGUUGGGCCGGGACGGACUGGUGGGGAGUUACACCCUCCACAUGCUCUACCUGCUGGACGCCAGGGACCUGACAUGGGAGAUAACUCCUUGCUCGGCCAGGACCUGGUCGCAGUACCUGAAGUGUUCACAGGCCUCCUGCACGGAUCCUCGCCCGUCUUUGACUGUCGGGAGGAGUCCAGCAGCAGCCUGCCAGGUGGAGUACUGACACAGUCCAGCCAAGGCCAACAGCCGGCGCCAGCUCCAACAGCACCCGCCAAAGCAACAGAAGCUCCGCCUCUUCCAAACAAUCCAAUCGACAUGUCUGCCGUCCUGACAGACUGUGACCCCAAAGCUAUCUAUGCCACCGUGUCCAAGGGGGAGCCCAGGGACAGAGACCGGGACAUGGGGUCUGGGGCUGUGCCUGCUGGCAGGAUGCGCCCCCCUGGGGAUUUGAAGCUGGCUCGCAGCUUUUCCAAGUCGGACUCAGACCUGCUGGUGUCGCCGCCUAGCGAGGAGGAGGGAGGGCUGGGCAGCCGCAGUGAGUCCGUCUCGAACUGCAGCGCAGCCAAAAAGAGGCUGGAGAAGUCGCCCUCGUUCGCCUCUGAAUGGGACGAGAUUGAGAAGAUCAUGACGUUGAUUGGAGCAGGCAUUGAUUUCUCUAGAGACCAGCAGUACUCUACCCCAGGUGGGGCAGCUGGUCGGCUGCUGGACCAGCCCGUGGGAGACUGGCUGGAGCACGUGGGGCUGCCGCAGUACGAGAGCAAGCUGCUGCUCAACGGCUUCGACGACCUGCACUACAUGGGUAGUAAUGUGAUGGAGGAGCAGGACCUGAGGGAGAUAGGCAUCACAGACCCAGGACAUCGGAGGAAGAUCCUGCAUGCAGCUCGAUCCCUACCUAAGGUGAAGGCCCUGGGCUGUGACGGCAGCAGCUCUCUGUCCUCCUGGCUGGACCUCCUGGGCCUGCAGGAGUACCAACACAGCUUCCUGUCCAGCGGAUAUCGUAGCCUCGACUGUGUCAAGAACCUGUGGGAACUGGAGAUUGUCAACGUGCUGAAGAUCUCCCUGCUGGGACACAGGAAACGGAUCAUCGCCUCGCUGGCAGAGCAGCCUUAUGAGGAACCUCCUGUCAAGCCCCCCCGCCUGUCCCAGAUCAGGUGUCAGGACCUGGUAUCCCAGACCUCCUCUCCCAUCAGUCACAUGGACUCCUAUACAGGCUGCUCCAUGGACCCAAUCCUGCCCCUGGGGGAGCCUGGGGUGAGGAAGGGGCCCAACACCGAAUACGAUGUGGCCCCCCACCGUUCCCGCAGUGAACGACACCGAUCACAUGAGAGGUAUGAGGAGCGGCAUCGUGAGCCUCGUCUGACCCUGCGACCCCCCAGCAUGGCAGCACCCUACACCCCUGUACAGGACUGGCACCACCAGCCUGAGAAGCUCAUCUUUGAAUCCUGUGGAUAUGAAGCCAAUUACCUGGGAUCUAUGCUCAUAAAGGAGCUACGGGGGACCGAGUCCACCCAGGAUGCCUGUGCCAAAAUGAGGAGGUCAACAGAGCAGAUGAAGAAGGUCCCCACUAUCGUCCUCUCCAUCACCUAUAAAGGGGUGAAGUUCAUUGAUGCGGCCAAUAAGAACAUCAUUGCAGAACAUGAAAUCCGGAACAUCUCGUGCGCAGCCCAGGACCCAGAGGAUCUGUGCACGUUUGCCUACAUCACCAAGGACCUGCAGACCAACCACCACUACUGCCAUGUGUUCAGCACAGUGGACGUGAACCUGACCUAUGAAAUCAUCCUGACGCUGGGACAGGCAUUUGAGGUGGCCUAUCAGUUAGCUCUCCAGGCCCAGAGGACCAAACAGCACCAGGGCAUCCCAGCAGGACCCGGGGCAGAGGUCAUCGAGACCAAAUCCAGCCGACCCGUUCCCAAACCACGGGGUGGCGUAAGGAAAUCAGGGGACUCUCCUCUCCUGCUGGACAGUCGCUCCUGCUGUUACUGUCUCACCUGCACCACCCACCGUCCCUCCUUCCUCCCACUGCACCACUCUGCCAGCCCUGUUGCCCAGGUGGACCCGUUGGAGCUGGAAGUGGACUCCCAGUCCCAGGGCAGCACCACGUGGCUGGUGGACCCUGUCCCCAAAGACUCCAAGAGGACCAUCAGCACUAACUGACUACCAUGACCGGACACCCAGCCAGAGUGAGAGGUCAGGGGUGACCCAUACCUAUGGGUUUGUGUUGUGUGGCAGGGUGCAUUUUUGGAACCAGGAGAAAGGCCACUUUCCAUGCACCCUUCCUACCAGUACCAACUGGAGACAUGCUUACAUACACCAGGAGGGCCCUACCUCCUCUCUGACACCCCUGGACCUCUCCUCAUGCUCCACUCCUUCUCACCUCCACUGAGGUGUUCAGCUCCAGGGAUCAGCGCUGUAGUUCUGUAUCACACAGACAGGAAGUCAGCCCCCAAGCAGUAGGCCCAAACAACCAACAUCCUCACUGCAUCCACUUACUUACACGGGAAAAUGGACUCAACGUGUCAAAGCUUGGUCAGUUAUCCAGAGACUGAAAGGUGGGUGUUUGUUUGGUAGGCAUCUCUUUCAAUGUGAAGCACUCGACUUUAACAUCCCUCCUUUUCUGUUUUUAUUUUUGACAAAUGUAAACGUGUUUAUCCUCGACAGGCCAGUGAAUGCUGUUCAGACAGUGUAUUUUAUCUACGGGGGUUCGAGAGUGUCUUGUUCCCAGUUGUUGUUUUUCCCUGACAUUUUGUGACUUGUGUAUCCAUUCCAUGAGAGUUGAAGAUGGAUGCUUCUCUAGAUCGAUCCCUCAGAGGGGCCUUUCCCAUACACGUGUAUGUGUCUUCACUGAGGGCUACGCUAAGCUAAUGUUUACUCUGACAGGGAAUUUUGUUAAGGUACAGACAGUGGUAAUCAACAUAAAAAUAUAUUUUUGAGAAAAGAAGUAGAGAUCUACCUGGAUAUCUCACUGGGAAAUGGGAGACAUAUUUAGAUAAAGGAAUGCAUUAAAGUUGUCCUCGGUAUGCUAUGCUCACUAGGGUACGAUUGGGUAAAAUAAUUACAAUGUGAGAUUCAGCAGUACACUCACAGGCUUUCUCAUGUCCAUCCAUUCAAGCACCGAGUCAGUUACAUCAAAGCAUCGCUUUAUCUUCAUUUUCUCAUUCAUAACAUACAGAACUGUGAUAGUUAAUGUAAUAGUGUACAGGAGGAAUAAUCUGACAUGGAUGAAGUUUGGAGGGCUGUUCAACUGACACUACAGCAACUUUUAAAAACAGGGGGUGUCUUUUGUAUGUUUAAACUGGAAACUAUAGGACCUGUUAGGAGGUACUGUGAUGGCCUUAUAUCCCCCUGAAUCGAUUUGAUUUAUUUUAAACUAGUCAAUCCAGAAAACCAGUCCUGUAAGACUUUAGGUACAAUAUGGUACAGUGUAUUCUCCCCAUAUGGUAUCUCUCCUGGUACGUUGACUGUUUUCUGUUUUGGGUACUCUGUGUUCAGCUGGAGUGUUGCGCCUCUGUGGGUACAUAGACUAGCUAUAUGGUACUCACUCUAUAUGAUACAGCUGUCUUUAGCUGGUUGAUGUGAGCACCUGCAGCUAUCAACCUGGUCCUGUCUCCGCGUUUGCACAUAAGGAUCAUGGGUAGUACAAUAGGACUAUUCUGAUGAUAUUAAUGAAGACUAUGAUGAUGAUAACAAUGAUAUUGGAUUGUAAAUUAAUCUCUAGCAGUCUGUAUUUUGAUACUUGAAUGAUUUUUGUUUUUAUAGAUAUCUAUGUAUAUGUAUGUACGUAUGUAAUUGUUUUGCCACAUUUGUAAAAAAAAAGGACUGUCUUAUUAAGUUCAACAUAUCAUGAUACUGUUAGGUUCUAAUUUUGAGUAAAUAACUCACGGACACUAGAGAAGCUUAACCAAGUUUAAUUCUUCGCAAAGGGUUGUUACAGCUGUAAUUCAGACACAGACAUGGCUUCCCCAGUGGUAGUAUUCAUACCCAACCUUGGGUGGAGUCUCCUUAUCUCGAAACAUUGCAUCAUUCUUGCUAAUCAGGGAGCAAAGUGACAUGAGCCUUCAACGGUUUCUCCCCUUAUCAGUACUGCCACAUGCGAUCGUGUUCCCUGCACUCAGCCCCUCCCAAGCUUCAUUAUGGCACCCCUCAUGUCUCUUUAGUACCUAAUGUUCCUAUACUUCUGAGUAUAACAAUGUUCAAAGUUUCACCCCUGAUUCCAACAAUACCCAACGAUUGAAAACGGGCCGAGAGAAAGAACUCAGAGGGACAUCACUACAGAAACAAAAAAAAAAGAUUGUAAAUGACCUUUGGGCUUCCAGUCCUUUUUUAUGGUUAUUAUUUUUCAUAAUUGUACAACUAAUAAAUGAAGAAAUGAUUAA